This is a messenger RNA of Penicillium angulare, 1455 nucleotides long. RefSeq names its product aldehyde dehydrogenase. Gene Ontology annotation, molecular function: succinate-semialdehyde dehydrogenase (NAD+) activity. Bases 1 to 1455 code for a protein of 484 amino acids. The record is from RefSeq and is a predicted model, not a curated record. The transcript has 4 exons. Lineage: Eukaryota; Fungi; Ascomycota; Eurotiomycetes; Eurotiales; Aspergillaceae.
AUGACCACAUCAGCCAUCUCUGAAGCUAGUGCGCUGGCUGCAACUGUUCCUCUCAUAAUUGAUAACAAAGAUGUCAUAACUUCAGAUACCUUCGAUGUCAGUAAUCCUGGAAAAGGUCGCGUGGAGCACAAAUCCAGUGCUGCUGUUGUCGAGCAUGCCACACUCGCCAUCGAAUCGGCGGAAAAGGCCUUUCUAGCAUGGUCCUCGACCAAGCCUGCUACGCGCAGGGACAUACUAUUAAAGACAGCGGAUAUUUUCCUUGCCAGGAAGGAUGAAUUCGUAGGAUAUAUGUGUGAAGAGACCGGUGCUCUGGCCGAAUUUGCAGAGUUUAUCCUGAUGCUUGGUGUGAACCUCUUGAAAGAUGUUGCAGGAAAGGUGUCAGGAAUCGAAGCUACGUCUCCUGCCUUGCUGCAAGAGGGUACAGGUGCACUUGUUUACAAGCAGCCCUAUGGUGUUGUAUUGGGUAUUGCUCCUUGGAAUGCGCCCUAUAUCCUCGGUACCCGAGCCGUGGCACUUCCCCUCGCAGCUGGAAACACUACAAUUUUGAAAGGCUCCGAACUAUCUCCAAAAUGUUUUUGGGCUAUUGGGGAUGCAUUUAGACAAGCCGGAUUGCCUGAUGGUUGUCUCAAUGUUCUAUAUUCCCGGCCUUCGGAUGCCCCAGAAGUGACUGAAACCUUGAUUGCUCACCCCGCAGUCAGGAAGUUAAGCUUCACCGGAAGCACAGUUGUUGGACGUAAGGUUGCUUUGAUUGCGGCACAACAUAUCAAGCCGGUGAUAUUAGAGUUAGGUGGAAAGGCCCCCACAGUCGUCCUUGAGGAUGCCGACAUCGAGAAGGCGGCUUUGGGCGCUACGCUUGGCUCAUUCAUCCACACUGGCCAAGUAUGCAUGUGCACUGAACGAAUCAUCGUACACAGGUCUAUCGUUGACAAGUUCCGCGAAGCUUUGAAAGCUACGAUCAAUAAUGUUCUCGGUGGCCCAAGCACUCAACUUGUGGCGAUCAAUUCAGCUGCCAUUUCCAAGAACAAGGAUUUGAUUCGGGAUGCGAUAUCUAAGGGUGGCAAGGUUUUGAUUGGAGAUCUCGAUAUCCAAGCAACCUCCGAUACUCGCAUGGGAGCAAUUGUUGUUGAGAAUGUUACCAAAGAUAUGGACAUCUACAAGACCGAGUCAUUUGGUCCGACCGCGUCAUUUUUCGUGGUUGGCAGUGAUGAUGAGGCAAUCAAGAUUGCCAAUGAUACAGAAUAUGGCCUGAGUGCUUCCGUGUACACUGAAAGCCUAGCCAGGGGUUUGAGCGUGGCCAAGCGAAUAGACUCUGGAGCGGUUCACAUCAACUCUAUGAGUGUUCACGACGAAGCAGCUCUUCCUCAUGGUGGAGUCAAGAGCAGCGGGUAUGGGCGUUUUGGAACCAACAUGUUAGACGAGUUCUUAUGGACCAAGUCUGUGACUUGGUUAGAAUAG